AUGACUUUUUCCAGUGAAGUAACCGUGUGGAGUCAUCUUCGGCACCCCAAUAUCCUUCCGCUUAUCGGCGUGGUUCAGCAAGAAAGAACUCUCUGCUUUGUCUCUCCGUAUCUAAGCCACGGAAAUAUUCGCAUGUAUCUCGGGAACAAUCCUGGUGCAAACCGGUCCUUCUUGGCGGUGGAUGUCGCACAAGCGUUGGAUUUUCUUCAUAGCUUAGAACCUCCCAUCGUGCAUACCGACAUCAAAGGGGACAACAUUUUGGUCUCGGAUGCUGAACGAGCAUGUCUCAUAGACUUUGGAUUCUCAACCGCAAAAGACACCCUACAGGUGCAUGUCACGAGUACAAUGGAAUCUGCACGUAGUACCCCGUGGACAGCGCCAGAGAUUCUUAACGGUGAUACCACUGGUCAUCAUUCGUACACUCUAAAAAGCGAUAUGUAUGCUUUCGGCGGAGUUUGCUAUGAGCUGUUCUGUGGUAAAAUACCCUUCUUUGGAUGUGCGGAUGGCACUAUCAUAUUCCGAAUAAUGACAGGGCAAAAUCCUGAUAGGAUUAACACGCGGUAUGUGGAUGAUGGUGUUUGGUCAUUCAUUGAGGAAUGUUGGAAUAAGGAGCCGACCGAAAGGCCAACAGCGCACCAGGCCGUAGAAUUCUUCAACUUUCAGGCGUCAGACGCUGGGGAGAUUGACAUUCGGCCGGCGAUGGAAUGGGAUUAUUCAGCUUAG
Molecule: messenger RNA, 723 nt
Organism: Coniophora puteana RWD-64-598 SS2
Lineage: Eukaryota; Fungi; Basidiomycota; Agaricomycetes; Boletales; Coniophoraceae
Product: kinase-like protein
Exons: 4
Coding region: 1-723 (240 amino acids)
Biological process (GO): protein phosphorylation
Molecular function (GO): protein kinase activity; ATP binding
Source: RefSeq, a predicted model, not a curated record